CGAUGGACAUGAAACCACCAAUCUCAACCCUUAGAUAUGCCAGGUGUCAGCCAUCUAGCGCACGGAUCGUGCUAUUCUAUGCUUUGAUUCAGGACAAUACCCCGCCAUCGCGGCCUAUAUAAACCCUUCUUCUUCUCCAUCGAUGAGCAGCGAUGGCGAGCAGAGAAGACGGGGAGAUCGGAGUGAGCAUUGCCAAGCUUGGUGAUGAUGAUGAUGAUGCUCGGGAGUCGCUCAUCAGCAAGGGCAAGGAAUCGGUUAGCAUGGUUCUAUUCAGCACCUUCGUCGCUGUUUGUGGGUCCUUUGAGUUUGGAUCAUGUAUCGGGUUCUCUGCGCCUGCGCAGGCGGAUCUCAGGAAGGAUUUGGAUUUGAGCCUGUCUGAGUAUGGGUUGUUUGGUUCAUUAAUGAAUUUUGGAGCAAUGAUUGGUGCAGUGGCCAGUGGUCCUACUUCUGAUUUUAUCGGUCGCAAGGGGGCAAUGAGAGCAUCAGCUAUUAUCUGCACCAUUGGAUGGCUUGCUAUAUACUUUGCGCAGGGUGCUGUACUCCUUGAUCUUGGGAGGUUUGCCACAGGAUAUGGAAUUGGAGUUCUUUCCUACGUGGUACCAAUAUUCAUUGCUGAAAUUACUCCGAAGAAUCUCCGAGGAGCCCUCACAACCUUAAAUCAGCUGAUGAUAACCGUGGGAAUAGCAGUUGCUUUCAUCAUUGGUGCACUUGUCAGUUGGCGAACUUUGGCCUUAACUGGAAUUGUUCCUUGUUUUGUUCUUCUUGUUGGGCUGGUCUUCAUCCCAGAGUCUCCUAGAUGGCUGGCAAAAAUUGGACGCCGCAAAGAAUUUGAGGAUGCAUGUCAAAUCCUUCGAGGAAAAGAUGCAGAUAUUUCUGCAGAGGUCCAAGAGAUUCAAGAACACAUUGAUACUUUAGAGACUCUGCCCAAGGGUCGAGUUCAAGAUCUCUUUCAAUGGAAUUAUAUACGGCCUGUCAUUAUAGGAGUUGGUCUCAUGGUGUUCCAACAAUUUGGUGGGGUCAAUGGAAUCAUAUUCUAUUCCAGUGAAACAUUUGCAGCUGCAGGGUUUUCAUCGGCUAGACUUGCGACUAUCUUGUUGGGCCUUACUCAGAUACCUGUUACAAUUUUAGGUGCUAUUUUCCUGGAUAGGACUGGGAGAAGGCCUCUUCUUAUGAUCUCAGCAUCCGGAACAUUUCUGGGCACCUUUCAAGCUGGCUUAUCAUUCUAUUUCAGGGACCAUAACAUGUACACUGAUUGGGCUCCAAUACUUGCUGUUUCUGGUAUGCUGACUUAUCUCGGAUCCUUCUCCAUCGGAAUGGGAGCUAUUCCAUGGGUCAUCAUGUCUGAGAUAUUCCCUCUAAACAUAAAAGGAAUUGCUGGAAGUUUAGUGACUUUGGUGAAUUGGUCUGGAUCUUGGUGUACUUCUUAUUCCUUCAACUUCCUCAUGAGUUGGAAUUCAGCAGGUACAUUCUUCAUCUAUGCUAUAAUCAAUGCAUUAACAGUUGUAUUUGUGGCAAAGAUGGUACCUGAAACCAAAGGUCGAACACUGGAAGAGAUUCAUGCAUCAAUGAGUCCCCAUACGAGGAUUUAGAAGGUUUGCCAGUUUGAGAUUCCAGUUGAUGCUAAUUAUGCAGAAUUGAUUAAUUAUUGUUCUUAUUUGAUUGCAAGUAGUGCAAGAUUAUUGCAAUUCAAUUCAUUAACAUGUGAUCCUAUUCUGUCAUGUAAGUUUCAUUUGAGCAUUGAGAGUUGACAAUUGAGUCUUAAUAAUAUAUUAUUUAACA
Molecule: messenger RNA, 1779 nt
Organism: Dioscorea cayenensis subsp. rotundata (Guinea yam)
Lineage: Eukaryota; Viridiplantae; Streptophyta; Magnoliopsida; Dioscoreales; Dioscoreaceae
Product: sugar transporter ERD6-like 16
Exons: 18
Coding region: 153-1589 (478 amino acids)
Biological process (GO): transmembrane transport; carbohydrate transport
Cellular component (GO): membrane
Molecular function (GO): sugar transmembrane transporter activity
Source: RefSeq, a predicted model, not a curated record